This is a messenger RNA of Danio rerio (zebrafish), 1745 nucleotides long. It is a transcript of the gene gnaq, whose product is annotated as guanine nucleotide binding protein (G protein), q polypeptide. NCBI's taxonomy places the organism in Eukaryota, Metazoa, Chordata, Actinopteri, Cypriniformes, Danionidae. The record is from RefSeq and is marked provisional. Gene Ontology annotation, molecular function: GTPase activity; G-protein beta/gamma-subunit complex binding; guanyl nucleotide binding. Gene Ontology annotation, biological process: G protein-coupled receptor signaling pathway; signal transduction. Gene Ontology annotation, cellular component: heterotrimeric G-protein complex; plasma membrane.
GCUGAGACCAUACCGAGCCAUAUAUCAAGCUGGGAUUUAAAAUAACCGGAGUACAGACCUUGGUGGAGUAAUUUACACAUUCGCUUUAGACGCGUGGACUCCGAUUCGCUGUAUGAUACGGUUGCAGGCUUCGCUACGUUUGUAACCGGAAUUCCAAGGAAUUGUCAGCCAUAUUCAGCGAUACCACGCCCGGAGCGGAUCCGUUAACACGGGAGGAACACCGUUCAUGCAAAUAUAGGCUACCCAGCCGCAAGUUCAUGGACUGCAGAGUUUAACGCUGUCUAAAGAAAUAAAACUGUUUUAAGGGCGAUUCUCAAGUAUUUAUUUUAAUCAACCGGUCUGCAAUGGAGCUAUGAAGUCCAAACGAUCUGUUGCUUUUAUGAGUGAUAUAAAACACAUACCAGCCGCAUAAGGAUUUAAGUAACUGUUAACCGCUAACAGUUACACCUGAAUGGUGUAUUAUAUCAUUGUCGUGUUCCAAGACUUGCAGAAACAUUAACGUUAGUGUAUCUCAAUGAGGCUUUAUGAAUUGCUUUUCAGAGCGCAGCAGAUGAACUCCUUCUCUCUCUCUGGCAAUCUGGUCGAUUUGGAUUGAGUUGGGACUGAUGUGCUUUCAAUGGCAUUUCUGAAAACAUCUUAAUUGUGAAGUGACAGGGAGAAUCAUGACGCUGGACUCCAUCAUGGCGUGCUGUCUCAGCGAGGAGGCGAAAGAAGCGCGGCGGAUCAACGAUGAGAUCGACCGACAGCUCCGGAGAGACAAGAAAGACGCCCGACGCGAGCUCAAGCUGUUGCUGCUGGGAACUGGGGAGAGUGGGAAAAGCACCUUUAUUAAACAGAUGAGAAUCAUCCAUGGCUCAGGCUAUUCAGAAGAAGACAGAAAAGGCUUUACCAAGCUGGUCUACCAAAACAUCUUCACGUCUUCACAGUCCAUGAUACGAGCAAUGGACACUCUCCAGAUUCUCUAUAAAUAUGAACACAAUAAGGCCAAUGCAAACAUUGUCAGAGAAGUGGAUGUAGAGAAAGUCUUCUUGUUCGUCAACCCCUAUGUAGAUGCGAUUAAGAGUUUAUGGAAUGACCCAGGAAUUCAGGAGUGCUAUGACCGGAGACGAGAAUACCAGCUCUCAGAUUCCACAAAAUAUUAUCUAAAUUCAUUGGAUCGCAUUGCCAACCCUUCCUACAUUCCCACCCAGCAAGAUGUGCUCAGGGUGAGAGUGCCCACAACAGGCAUCAUCGAAUACCCCUUUGACCUACAAAGCGUCAUAUUCAGGAUGGUGGAUGUUGGGGGUCAGCGAUCAGAAAGGCGAAAGUGGAUCCACUGUUUUGAAAACGUCACCUCCAUCAUGUUCCUGGUAGCACUCAGUGAAUAUGACCAAGUUCUCGUCGAGUCUGACAAUGAGAAUCGAAUGGAGGAAAGCAAAGCAUUGUUUAGGACGAUAAUAACAUACCCCUGGUUUCAGAAUUCAUCUGUUAUUCUUUUUCUGAACAAGAAAGACCUUUUGGAAGAGAAAAUAAUGUUUUCACAUCUUGUAGAUUACUUUCCCGAAUAUGAUGGACCUCAGAGAGAUGCUCAAACUGCACGGGAGUUCAUCCUGAAGAUGUUUGUCGACCUGAAUCCAGACUCAGAGAAAAUCAUUUAUUCUCAUUUCACAUGUGCCACUGACACGGAAAACAUUCGAUUUGUGUUCGCUGCUGUCAAAGACACAAUCUUGCAGCUCACGCUUAAAGAAUACAAUCUGGUGUGAAAG